CUGACAGCUUGCGACCCCCCAGGUAAUAACCUCACGACCCUCUGGGGGGUCCUGAUCCCCAGUUUGAAAAUCCCUGCACUAGACUGAUAUAGUAGCAACAGAGAUUUUUUUAAGCAGAGAAUGGAGUGAGGGAAUGACGUAAUACAUAGAACUAGACUGGGAAUUGUGAGUUUGCAGCAAAACUUUCCCAUGCUGGUCACUUCCCUCCAAAAAGCAGAAGUUGCUUGUGUGUUUGGGGGCUGGGUAUGGAAAUUGGAGGGAAAAGAGGAAGCUAAACGGCCUGUGCCUCAGCAAUCCUGGCUGGUUAGCUAGCAACAGGCUGCGGAAAACAGCUUGUUAGGUUACCAACACCUCAGAAAAGGAAUGAAAAGCUGGGGUCAUCAGGUGGUGGUAGAGGAAGGAAGGAAGCUGUUUAGAAUACGUGCUAGGUAUGAAACCUGGAUUUUAUAAAUGCUUUUGGUCUUUUAUCUCUUUCCCUUUGGUCAGAUGAAGGUAAUUGAACAUUCUGAGCAGGUCCUGAGGAUGGCAUUGAUCUCCAAGAACACACAGCUUGUGAAACUGUAUGAGAAUCUUGAGUCUAGGGAGAAGUGUUUGCUGAAUGAAGCGUUUCAGCCAGACAGUGUUCUCUUCAGACCCAUCACUCUUCAUUCGGAGUCAGACUGGAUCUCCUCACACCCUGAGCCCACCCAGGACUUUGAACAGUUUUAUAACGAUCCUUACAGAAGCAGACCGACAUCUCAGAAAAGUACCAUUUAUGUACAGCCCAUUGGUUCUUUUGGGGACACCAAAGUUAGUACGGAGGAUUAUAUGAAAUGGUUGAAGGAUUACUGUGAAGCCUUUUACUAUGGCCUAUCUGUAAAAAUCCUGGAGCCGGUUCCUGUUUCACACACAGGUUGUGCUUUUCGAGUGAAUGAGUACACAUGCAAUCUACAGAUUCAUGCAGGGGACCUCUUGAAAUACCUAAAAAAGAAAAAGCCAGAAGAUGCUUUCUGUAUUGUUGGGAUAACAAUGAUAGAUCUUUAUCCAAGGGCAUCCUGGAAUUUUGUCUUUGGCCAAGCCUCUUUGACAGAAGGAAUGGGGAUCUUCAGCUUUGCCAGGUAUGACAGUGACUUUUAUAGUGCGAGCUACAAAGGCAGACUGAAGCGUGUCAAGAAGCUUCCCUCAGCAGACUAUUCAGUUUUUGAUGGCUAUUAUACUCCUGCAAUCAACAGUAUGCUGCUUCUGAGGUCCUGCAAGACCCUGACCCAUGAGAUUGGGCACAUUUUUGGACUCCAUCACUGUCAGUGGCUGCAGUGUGUGAUGCAGGGUUCCAAUCACCUGGAGGAAUCGGACCGACGCCCAUUGGAUCUGUGUCCAAUUUGUCUGCGCAAGUUGCAGUCUGCCAUUGGCUUUCACAUUGUGGAGAGAUACCAGGCAUUACUGGGGUGGAUGGAUGAAGAUGAUAGUGGAAUGGAUGCUGAAUUCAGAAAUGAAGCCAAGAUGGGCUUGCUGAAACCUGUGGAAGCAUUUAAGGAGUAUCGAGAAUGGGUAUUAAAAUGUCUUGAUGUCUUGCAGAAAUAAAGCUGUAGGAGGUAUGUAGUAUCAAAGGGGAAACAUUCUCCUCUAUUUAAAGAGUUACUUUCAGGCUGACUACUUCUAAAACUGUUGUAACUUGAUAUGAAUCAUCCACUGCAUUGUAAGGAUCUUUAAAUAAAAAUCCAUCCCUUUGUCGCUGAA
This is a messenger RNA of Chelonoidis abingdonii (Abingdon island giant tortoise), 1716 nucleotides long. RefSeq names its product archaelysin family metallopeptidase 2 (gene AMZ2). The record is from RefSeq and is a predicted model, not a curated record. Gene Ontology annotation, biological process: proteolysis. Gene Ontology annotation, molecular function: metallopeptidase activity. Lineage: Eukaryota; Metazoa; Chordata; Testudines; Testudinidae.